Messenger RNA from Pelodiscus sinensis (Chinese soft-shelled turtle), 3533 nucleotides. It is a transcript of the gene RHOV, whose product is annotated as ras homolog family member V. Gene Ontology annotation, molecular function: GTPase activity; GTP binding. NCBI's taxonomy places the organism in Eukaryota, Metazoa, Chordata, Testudines, Trionychidae. Gene Ontology annotation, biological process: small GTPase-mediated signal transduction. The record is from RefSeq and is a predicted model, not a curated record.
UUAAGCAACAGUAGUUUAGAGUGAGAGAAGGUGAGAUCCACAGGGCAGUGCUCAGCCCUCACUGCAGCUGCUGCCUUGCCAGCUCCAAGAUAUUCCAAGGGAUGUAGUGCCAGAGGCAAAGGAGCUGCCAUCUUCUCUGUGCUGUAGUGGCUGGGCCUGCUGCUUUUUUUAGGGUUUUUUUUCUGGUUUGGUUUUGUACCUUCCCUUCUCCCUCCUCAUUCACCAAACUUUGAAAAAAAGGGGGAACAGGGCUGUUUCCCUUUUUUCCUCUUCAAGCUAUGCCCCCCCAGGAGCUUCUGGAUUAUUCACCCACCCUUCGAAGAAGCAGUACCCCAAGGGGCAGUGGCCCACAGCUGGGCAUUAAAUGUGUCUUGGUCGGUGAUGGAGCCGUGGGCAAGACCAGCCUGAUCAUUAGCUACACAACAAACGGAUACCCCGAUGAGUACGAGCCCACUGCCCUGGACACCUUCUCAGUGCAGGUUCUGGUGGAUGGAGCCCCUGUUCGGAUCCAGCUCUGGGACACAGCAGGACAGGAGGAUUUUGAUUCCCUCAGGUCACUCUGUUACCAUGACACUGAUGUCUUCCUUGUCUGCUUCAGUGUGGUGAACCCCAGCUCCUUCCAAAACAUUACUGAGAAAUGGAUCCCUGAGAUACGGACUCACAACCCCCAAGCACCAGUGCUCCUGGUGGGGACGCAAGCUGACCUGCGGGAUGAUGUCAAUGUACUCAUCAACCUGGACCGUUACCAUGGGAGGCCUGUGCCCAAGCUUCAAGCUGAAGGCCUGGCAGAGAAAAUCCGGGCUCAGACCUACCUGGAGUGCUCAGCUCUGACUCAAAAGAACCUGAAAGAAGUUUUUGACACAGCCAUUGUCAGUGCAGUGGAGCACAAAGCCCGGCAGGAAAAGAAGAUGACAGCGAAAGGGAUCAAAACCCUCUCCAAGUGUCGUUGGAAAAAAUUCUUUUGCUUUGUCUGAAGCUGGCUUGGAAAAACACCUUAUGCCAGUGUUGACUGUGGAGAGCCAUGUGACUGCACCAAUGGCUCCAGCAAGGAAGGUGCUGUGAGCUGUUGAGCAUCAGAGACUUGGCUCUUGCUGGGUUAUAGUCACAGGUUGGGAGAAAUGAAAUGGACUUCCAUUGCAUCGCGUUAUCAAAUGGUCCCUUUAGCUUUAAGCAUCUGAUGGACAUGUCUGUGAUGUCCCAGAUUGAUAGGAGCCUUUAUUACACUCAGACUUGGGCCUAAAGAACAAGCAUGUUCGUUGUGUCAGCUAUGCCCGGUAUGACCAGUUUCAUUUGUGAAAGCCAACAAAAUCUUCCAAAAUCCUGUCCCAGCAUAAUCUAACUCUUAGACCUUGAGAUGGAUUCUUGAGAGCUGGCUCUAUUCUGGCCAUUCUAAAGUCUUGGUCGAGAAGAGGGAAGGGGUCUUUACAGGCGAUACAACCAAGAGGCUUGGUAGGGGCUGCUCUGUUGAAACAAGUAGGACUUAAGAGGCUUCUCCUCACAUUCUGAUCACUAAUGGGGAUCGUGUCAUCAAGAUGUGAUAGAGCCAUGCUCUUACAUUUGUAAAGAUAGUGUGCCAUGUGCUGAUAAUAUCCUUGGGAAAGGGCUUUCCUAUGAGGCAUAUCCUGCAAAGAGACCAGUGGCUAUCUGAGGGAAAGCACAUUGCAAGCUGCAGUCAUCCUGAAAGCAAAACAUUUCCUAAAGAGGGCUCUAUGGUACAAUGAGUUACCAUGCUACAGCCACAUGCUCCAAAGUGAUCACUCCUUUUGGGUGCCCAUCUGGAAAUGCCUGAUGUUCAGAGAUGCUGAGGAGUGGGACUGCUGGGCCUCAGCACCUCUGGACAGCAGGCACAAAGACAGUGCCUGAUGAGGGGUUUAUAAUGAAACAGGGGAGUGCAGUGGUGUUGAGGGAGAGAAGGAAAAGCAUGUAAUGGAAGGAAAAGUGAGAUGUGAAGUGAAGCUGAGAAGGAAGGAUAUAGGGGAAGGAGAGGAUAGAAGGAAAGGAGGAAGGAUAUAAGGGAAGAAGAGAGAGGAAGGAAAGGCAGAAGGAUAUAAAGGAAGGAGAGGAAGUAGAGUAAGGAAGGAAAAGGGAAGGGAAAGAAUAAAAGAGGAGCAAGAGAAAGGGGAGGGGAAAAAGUUAUUCCAUUAUCAUACCUGUAGGAUUUUGCUUACAAUGAAAACUUCAGUGAACUCCCUUUUUAAAAUGGUUUUCUUCAGUUUCAAAAUUCAGGAAAAAAUAGUGUGUGGGGGGGGGAGACAGGAAAACCAUCUAUUUAGAUGAUGUCUGGCAGAACAGGAGAGAACCCCUUAUACUGCUCAAACCUUGAGGUUUCAGAGUAAGAAUUGAGGGUUCCCAGGCUCCUCCUUUCUGUUCUCAGGAGUUAGAGUAUGAGCCACUGAGGUGAGAAGCAAAGGGAACUCUUAAAAGGUCUGCUCUAUGACCUCCCAGCAAAGGACCCCCCUUUGUGCGUGAGUCUCUAUGGCCCGGAGAGCGGGGCGAGUUUCCCAGUGCUGUUACUAAUCCUUCUUGUUGCUCCAUUUCUAAAAAAAAUUAUUACCCCAGAGACAUUUCAAUCUAGUUUGCAGGCUAGAGAACACCACAGGCCUGUCAUGCAACACUUUGGAGCGUCUGGGGGUACUCUGCACCUGGCACUCAAAUGUCCCUUUGGUCACUCUCUCUCUCUGGAAUAAUGGCAGGCCAGGGAUUGUUUACUCUCACAUAUACUUCUUGCCUAGGCUGACUGUAAAAACCACAGCAUUUCACACAGGUGGCUAAAAUGUGAUCCAUAGACUCUAGUCCAAAUGCCACUCAGAUGACAGUCACCAUCAUCUUUAACACAGAGGUACAGUCCUCUGAGAGUAGAGGCCCAAGCAUGCAUGCAGCCAGAUCACUUGAAUUAAGCUGGAGCAUUGCAUAUGGAGACCAGUAGUCUCCACUGGCUGCAUCCUAUAUUAAAGCUGACCACGACUGCAAUUGUUUCUUUUUGUGAAACUGGGUGUGGCCCUUCUGAAAUGUCACUGAGUUCAGCUGGAUCCAGUCAUGCAGGGCUAACCUGUGGAGAACAGGGAUCAGUAAUUAGAAGUGAAGAGAUGUCCUGAGUUAUUUUGUCAUUAUAUCAUGAUGGGCAGGGCACUGUCAGUCAAAAUCACUUUCAGUCAUAAAUAUAGUAUGCCAUGUCUUUCCUCGCUGUGUAGGACAGCCAGUCUGUGUAACUAGUUCAGUUUGUAGGCUGGGACUUUGUGCAUUUCUAUAAUGUAAGAACAUGCUCUGAAACUGGGUCGAUAAGGAGAAUGCACCCUGAGCCUGAAGAGACAAUCCAAGGUGAAGGUACCUGCAGGAGCUCAUUGGGAGUGCUGGACUACGCUGGUUCCCCAGUGCAGAGUGAGUGCUGCGGGGAGAGCAAGCGCGGACCAUAAGUAGCUCUGUACGGACAAUGGGAUUGCUUUGUCCCAGUAAGGAAGCUGCAUUUAGAGCUGCUUUCAUUCACUGUUUACCAUGUCUAAUGUUUGUUGAAAUAAAAUGGUCUUAUUUGAGAG